AUGGACUACUCCGCUUCAAUACACGAUUCCGAUAAUCCAGCAGGUCCCUCUCCAUGGGGAUCCUCACCUGUUGCUUCUCCCCGACAUGGGAGAAACAGUUCCUUUGGCGCUUCUUCCCAGGGGGCAGAAUCACCAACACCAUAUAGCACCGGCCAGUCAGGCAACGAAAGCUAUUCACGAGAUGAUGCGAGAGGAGGAGCAUACAGCAGGCCGGAAAGCAGCGCUGGAACAGAUGCCGGAACAGAAUCCGUGACGGGGAGUGAUGUUCAGAGACCGGAUACUGCGCAGUCUACCCAAAGCGCCUCUGAUCAACAAGUCGCACCAGCCCAGCCAGCACCCCCACAGCAGCGGCAACCACAACAUCCGCAAGGUCCGCAAUACAAGCUACAAGCAAAAAUCACUGGUCUUGAGCGGACCGGGAGAAAAGAUCCUAUAUUGAGAUUUGAUGUACAUACCAACCUCCCGAAGUUUCGCACUACCCAAUUCCGCGAUGUCCGCCGAACGCAUUCCGAAUUUAUGAAACUCGCAGACCACCUUAUCUCGUCGAAUCCGGAGGCUAUAGUCCCAGUCGUACCUCCUGCGUUGACUUCGGCUGGGGCUGGCACAGACGAGGACGAGGCGCGAGUCAAAGCAUCACUACAACGAUGGCUCAACUACGUGUGUUCAAAUGAAAUUUUAAUGAGGGAUGAUGAGAUGGUGCUCUUUGUCGAGAGUGACUUUGGGUACAGCCCGAUGCUCAAGAGAAAGCAGCCCGCAACCGGAGUCCGACGAAGAGUCAUCAAGCAAUUUGCACCUCCUCCCGAUGACACGCCAGAGCUGCAGGAAGCACGACCUGCCGUCAAACUGUUCUAUCUUGGCACAAUGGAUGCAGGGCAUAAGGUUGAUAAACUUGUCAAAGCGCGAAGAGGGCUGGGACUUGCGGAAUCGGACUUUGGCGUCAAGUUGGGUACAAUGAACGCACAGGAGCCACAUCAAGGGCUUGCAAAUGCUUAUCGCAAACUUGGCAAAACGAUACAAACAACUGGAGACUAUCAUGCUGCCCAGGCCACUGCCGAGGCAACUACCAUUGGGGACCCCCUCCAAUAUCACUCGCAGGAUGCAUUCGUCGUCAAGGAGACUCUGACCAACCGUCACAUCCUUCUCCGAGAAUUGCUGCAAGCCCAGCAGUUGACGCGGAGCAAGUUAAAUGCAGCUGACAGGCUGAAGGCGAGCUCAUCUGUACGGCGGGAGAAGGUUGAUGAGGCUAUCUCUGCAUUGGACGAGGCACGGAGCAACGAGCUCUACCUGCUUGGUAAGACGCAACGGGUCACCGCCAAUCUCCUCCAAGAGCAGCGCCGCUGGGUUGCCAGGACCGCGGCGGACUUAAGGCUUAGCAUCCGGGAAUAUGCUGUUCGUGAAAUCGAGGCGGAAAGGCGUACUCUGGCAACGCUGGAGAGCAUCAGGCCCGACAUCCGAGCAAUCGAUUCUUCCGGUGGCUUGAGUCGGCUUGGACGCGAGGCGCAUCCUGCGGCGCGACGCGCUAGCCUAGCUGCGAGUCAAGGGCCGAAGGGCGACGCCUGGAGCGGUGUGCCUCGACGCCCCGACGGACUCAACAGAAGUAUUUCAGGCAGUUUCAUGGCAAAUGUUGCGGAAGAGGCCAACGGGGGCGACGAGCAGGGCCCGGGCCGAGAGAGGGCGCUGAGCGGUGGGAGCAUUGGAGGUCUUAAGGGGGUGAAGGAGGAGGAGGAUGAGGAUCGAGUCGACGCCCGCAAUGCUGCGUCCCGAUUGGCAACGAGGUAA
Molecule: messenger RNA, 1779 nt
Organism: Venustampulla echinocandica
Lineage: Eukaryota; Fungi; Ascomycota; Leotiomycetes; Helotiales; Pleuroascaceae
Product: Vacuolar protein sorting-associated protein 17
Exons: 3
Coding region: 1-1779 (592 amino acids)
Biological process (GO): intracellular protein transport; retrograde transport, endosome to Golgi
Cellular component (GO): retromer, tubulation complex; endosome; retromer complex
Molecular function (GO): phosphatidylinositol-3-phosphate binding
Source: RefSeq, a predicted model, not a curated record